Messenger RNA from Gastrolobium bilobum, 856 nucleotides. RefSeq names its product protein FATTY ACID EXPORT 1, chloroplastic-like. NCBI's taxonomy places the organism in Eukaryota, Viridiplantae, Streptophyta, Magnoliopsida, Fabales, Fabaceae. The record is from RefSeq and is a predicted model, not a curated record. Gene Ontology annotation, cellular component: membrane. The transcript has 6 exons. The coding region runs from base 30 to 665 and encodes 211 amino acids.
AGCAUAGCAUUGAUCUCCGAUCACCGACGAUGACGGCGACCGCCAUGGCCGCGACGGUGUCUCAGUUCUCGUGCUUCUCUGACACCAGUCGCAGCCUCCACCGGUCUCUUCGCUUCAAUUCCAAGUUAUCAGUUGUUAUGAGUCUCGAGAGGCAUGACACAAAUAUUGCUGGUUCUGAUGCCAAAAGUACACUGAGUUACGCUGCUGAAAAAGGUGAUGCCGAAAAAGUAGGGCUUGGAGGGACAGUGCUGGAAGGUCUCAGUCAACAAAAAAGGACUGCAAAAAUACAUGAUUUUUGUUUAGGCAUUCCCUUUGGUGGAUUUGUUCUAGGUGGGGGGAUAAUUGGAUUCCUUUUGACACGGAGUCUUACAACACUGAGCAAUGGUGUGCUCUUUGGAGGUGCUAUACUAUUGCUCAGCACCCUUAGCUUGAAGGUCUGGAGGCAAGGGAAAUCAAGUUUACCGUUUAUUCUAGGACAAUCAGCAUUGUCAGGGAUUCUUAUCUGGAAGAACUUUCAGAGCUACUCAUUGGCAAAGAAAGUAUUUCCUACUGGCAUCAGUGCUAUCUUAAGUUUUGCAAUGCUCUGCUUUUAUUUGUAUGUGCUUAUCUCCGGAGGAAACCCACCACCUAAGAAAAAUAAGUCUUCUGCUAACAUGGCAUCAUGAUGAGAAAACCACGGCUAUGUUAGCCUAUGUUAAUUGGCAUCUAUACCAAAAUUAUGGAACUUGACACAAAAGCUGAUUUAUAUGUUGUAGCUACCAAGAAAGGAAAUAUGAAACAUGGAUUGCUCCAAAAGCAAAGGUCCAAAUUGCUGCCAUUGAGAUGAUAUUGAUCGAUCAUUAUGUUAGUUAUAAGU